CACAAAAGAUACGAAUAUACGAGUAUACUGGUACGUACUGCGAGUAAGUACGUAUAUUUAACGCUUCAUUGAUUAAGAGGCAAGUGGAAAGCGGAGAGUAAAUGCAUCUGCUUAAUCAAGAUAUCAAUGGGAGUUUGGUUCUCGUGUGCGAAAUAUAUGGUAAAUAUAUAGUAUAGACAACAAAGGAUUGCAUUCUACACUGCAUUUGAAAUGCAACUCAAUGCUGAGAUUAUGCUUCGCCUUCUCCCUCAAUCAAUUGAAAGUGCUAUCAGACAUCAGAGAGGUUUCAGGUAAAACCCAGAUCAGACCUGACCUGGCCUCCCCAACUUUAACGCUUCAGUGCAGGGGUUAGAUCUAAUUAAACGUGGCAUUGGAAUAUGUAAACGCAUCAGCAGUCAGGGUCAACAUUUAGCCAUAUAAAAGACGUAUGUCGUUGCGGGCACGCAUUCAGUUUUGGCCAAGAAUUCGCCUUAAAGCCAACGUCCACCGCCCAACGCCCAACGUCCAACGAUGUCGUUCAAUGGCAGCACGAAAAUUGGUUUCCCCGGCAUUGGCAGCUAUCCGUAUCCAUUUGCCGAGCUGGCGGAUGAGCGCACACGGACGUGGCCGCUGGUGGAGUCGCCUUGGAAUGCAGCCGUCCUGCUGGCCUUGUAUUUGCUGAUGGUGCGCUAUGCACCCAAAUGGAUGGCCAGGUACAAACCGAUGCAGCUGCGUGGCCCAUUGUUCUGCCACAACCUGGCUAUGACGUUGCUGAAUGCCCACAUAUGCCUGGAGCUUUUUACGGCGUCGCGAGCCCUCAACUAUAGCAUCAGCUGUCAGCCGUGUCGGGUGAGCUAUAGCCCCCAUGAAAUGCGUAUUGCCGCGGCCUUUUGGUGGUUCUACAUCUCAAAAAUUCUUGAAUUUGCCGACACGGGCUUUUUCAUCCUGCGCCAGAAGUGGUCACAAUUGAGCUUCCUGCAUGUCUACCAUCAUAGCACCAUGUUUGCCAUGUGCUGGAUCGUUGUCAAGUGGAUACCGACCGGCUCGACCUUUCUGCCAGCCAUGAUGAACUCCUUCGUGCACAUCAUUAUGUACGGCUAUUACGCGCUGAGUGUGCUGGGACCUCGUAUCCAGCCGUAUCUUUGGUGGAAACGCUACUUGACUGCCUUGCAGCUGGUGCAGUUUGCCAUUGGCCUCGCCUGGGGCUCGCAGGCCAUCAUCCGGAGAUGCGAGUACCACACCUGGGUUAGUCUCACUGGAGUCGCCUACAUGCUAACGUUUCUCUACCUCUUUGGCUGCUUUUAUGCCCAAAAAUACAGGGUCAAGCAUCGUAAAUACAAGAAAUAAAGUUCUGAGCCAACAAU
Molecule: messenger RNA, 1343 nt
Organism: Drosophila pseudoobscura
Lineage: Eukaryota; Metazoa; Arthropoda; Insecta; Diptera; Drosophilidae
Product: elongation of very long chain fatty acids protein 4-like
Exons: 4
Coding region: 511-1326 (271 amino acids)
Biological process (GO): very long-chain fatty acid biosynthetic process; fatty acid elongation, monounsaturated fatty acid; sphingolipid biosynthetic process
Cellular component (GO): endoplasmic reticulum membrane
Molecular function (GO): fatty acid elongase activity
Source: RefSeq, a predicted model, not a curated record